This is a messenger RNA of Brienomyrus brachyistius, 3603 nucleotides long. It is a transcript of the gene exoc6b, whose product is annotated as exocyst complex component 6B. Gene Ontology annotation, cellular component: membrane; exocyst. Lineage: Eukaryota; Metazoa; Chordata; Actinopteri; Osteoglossiformes; Mormyridae. Gene Ontology annotation, biological process: Golgi to plasma membrane transport; exocytosis; intracellular protein transport. The record is from RefSeq and is a predicted model, not a curated record.
CUGCGGUUCCCUCUCCUCUGUGUUCAGGCACAGGUGCAGCGCAGUCUUGACAGCUCCCUCUCCCACCAGCAGAGUGCAGGCAGCGGCCGCCGUGUGAGGAAGGAGGUGGGACAGAGCACGGAGCUGAACGGCCAGGGGGGCAGCCCUCAAUCUGAACAGGACUCGGGAAUCCUGGAUGUGGAGGAUGAGGAGGAAGAUGAGGUACCUGGAGCUCAUGAGCUUGUAGACUUCUCACCUGUGUAUCGCUGUCUGCACAUCUACACAGUGCUGGGAGCCCGCGACACCUUCGAGAGCUACUACAGGAAGCAGAGACGGAAACAGGCCCGGCUGGUGCUGCAGCCGCACUCAAACAUGCACGAAACUCUGGAAGGGUACAGGAGAUACUUCAAUCAGAUAGUAGGGUUCUUUGUGGUGGAAGACCACGUCCUACACACAACUCAAGGCCUGGUGAACCGGGCCUAUGUGGAGGAGCUGUGGGAGCUGGCGCUGUCCAAGACCACAGCAGCGCUGCGAACACACUCGUCCUACUGCACAGACCCCGACCUGCUUCUGGACUUGAAGAACCUCAUUGUUCUUUUCGCCGACACACUGCAGGGCUAUGGAUUCCCAGUCAACCAACUGUUUGAUAUGUUGCUGGAGAUCCGUGACCAGUAUGGAGAGAUCCUGCUGAAGAAGUGGAACGGCACAUUCAGGCAAAUACUGGACCAGGACAACUAUAGCCCCAUUUCCGUGGUGUCAGAGGAGGAGUACAGGUGCAUUCUGGGACAAUUUCCCUUCCAUGAUCCCGAGCUGGACAAGAUGCCUUUCCCCAAGAAGGUACCCUUCUCUGGGUUUGUUCCCAAGGUCUACAUGCAGCUGAAGGAGUUUAUCUACGCCUGCUUAAAGUUCUCCGAGGACCUGCACCGCAGUUCCACAGAAAUAGAUGACAUGAUCCGGAAGUCCACCAACCUCCUGCUCACUCGAACCCUGAGCAAUUGUCUUCAGUACGCAAUUAAGAAGAAGAACGUGAGCCUUGCCGAGUUGGUGCAGAUCAUCAUCAACACCACGCACCUUGAACAGUCCUGUCAUUUCCUGGAAGGUUUCAUCUCCAACAUUACCAACGUACCAUCUGACGCUAUUAAUGCAACCAAGCUGUAUGGCACAUCAACGUUCAAAGAUGCACGUCAUGCCGCUGAGGAGGAGAUCUACACCAGCCUGAACCAGAAAAUUGACCAGUUUCUCCAGCUGGCAGAUUACGACUGGAUGGCGACGCAGCCCAAAGGAGAGCCCAGCGACUACCUGAGCGACCUCAUCACCUUCCUAUGCAGCACCUUCUCUGUGUUCACCAAUCUGCCUGGGAAAGUGAUUGAACAUGCUACUAUGUCGGGAAAAGUGGCGCAGACAGCCUGCAUGUCGGCCUGCAAGCACCUCUCCACCUCCAUGCUGCAGCUGCUCCUGGAGGCCGACGUCCGGCAGGUGUCCAUGGGAGCGCUUCAGCAGUUCAACGUCGACGUGAAGGAGUGUGAGCGGUUUGCCAGGGCCGGCCCGGUGCCUGGCUUCCAGGGGGACACUCUGCUGCUGGCCUUCAUCGACUUGAGACAACUGCUAGACCUCUUCACCCAGUGGGACUGGUCCACGUACCUGGCUGACUACGGCCGGCCCACCUGCAGGUACCUGCGGGUGAACCCACACACUGCUCUGGCGCUGUUGGAAAAGAUGAAGGACACGAGUCGGAAAAACAACGUCUUCGCACAGUUUCGCAAGAACGAACGUGACAAGCAGAAGCUCAUCGACACUGUGAUCAAGCAGCUACGUAACUUGAUCUCUGCUCAGCAGUCCUGAGACUCUCACUGUCUGGCAUCGCAUCUCCAUGCUUCACAUAGUCACACCCCCUUAAUUUUGUUUGCCAGUUGCCUGUCAGGCUGUGCCAGUGAAGCUAAGGAUGCUCACUAAACUGAACCUUUAUUUUUGAGGGUGGUGCACUUGUGGCCUAUUCCAAGCCCACGUAGGCCACAGGGGGGGCAGUGCUGGAUUUAUAUUCAUGUAAUGUGUGCCUUGAUACUCAAACUCCCCCCUUUUCUCAUUAUCCAUCUCCCACCCUAUUGCACAGAGGAGGCUUCCUUUCCUAAAAUGUUCCACAUUUGACCUUUUGAAUGGCUUGCAUAGUCUGGUUGUGUUUCUCAAAUCCAGCAGUCGCACUCCACGUCUAACCGAUAAAGGCGGCAGUCAGAAACACUAAGUGUUCUCAAGGGUGGCAGAUAUUGGGUUCUCCAUCAUUUGAUAAAUUCACUGCUUAAUGGGAUUACUCUGUUUUUUUAGCGCUAUUUUAAUACCUGAUGUACUAUUUUUUUUUUUUUUAUUCGUUUUGCACAACCAAGGGUAACCUGAGUAACUGGAACACAGGUUAGAUUUUACUUGUCUCAUUUCCAGAAGAUACCUGUAAGAUGUUGGAUCUUGCACCAUUUCUGUAGCUCCUAUGAUGAAGUACACCUGGUGAUGUGUCAUCUUCUCCUUCUGACCAUCUUUUUGAACUUCUGGGACUCUGCGGGGAGAGUGAGUCCGUACAGGUACCAUGAUGCUGUGAAGUGCUCCUACUGUUUGUCUGCAGACUGCCAUACCUGGAGCUUAUCUUCUCUGUCAUGGGUCUGUGAUCGAAUUCAUCAGUUUCUGUCCGGCUUGACUCCCGAUUAAGAGUCGAGUUGUGGCUUUAUUGGCCAACGGGCUCCUCCAAGACAUAUAGAGUACCUAUAGUGUGCCUAAAUUUCUAGCUACCUUGUUAGAGCCCUGGACAAAAUUAUACUUUGGUCCCACUACUGUCAUGUUCUUGUCUGCCAAUAGAGGCCUUGUCAGCAAUACUUAUGGCUCAACACUGCUGUUUAGUCUUCCACGCUGACUGGUAUCAGCAGUAAUGUGUUGGAAACAGUGUUCAUCGCUAGGGGAAAAAUCCAAUCUAGUCAUAUUGGUUGAGUUGUAUGGGGGUCCCCCCCCCAUGCAAAAUGCACAAGAAGAGGUGCUGUUUUAUUUUGUGAGGCUUUCAAUGCCGUUCUGUUAUAAAGGGAUCAUUAUUGGUGAAGGAAUCAUUUAAAGCUGCUUCGCCAACAAAAAUGGGAAAACAUUGUUCUUUCUGUGCAGUUUUACUCGGAUAUUUCUAGACAUUGGGAGAAUCGGUUGUCGUCUUUUUUUCCCCCCAUCCUUUUUUUUUAGACUUGUACAGUUGUGCGGUGGUGGUUGUGAGAGAGAAUCUAUGUGAACUGGGCGUGUGUUUGAGCCUGUGCCGCCUCUGCCUUGGGCUUUUUGUGUUAGUGGUGUGGGCUUCCAUCAGUGGAUCAAUGACCACACCAGUCUAGACACUGGCUCUACAAGAACUGUCGACUUCAGGCCAGAGGAUGACCCUGGAGAUCAUUCCACGUAGUUCGCAAGAGGCCGGGUGAGCACCAGAAUCCUGAAGUGCGUGCUGUGAGGGUUGGCUUGGAACGAGAAUCAGAGUGAAUGAGUUAUUGGGAUCUUCACUGAUUCUCACUGUACAGUUUGUAUUUCAUAAAACCACUAAUGUUGCCAAGGGUGAUGUAGUACUAAUGAAGCUAAUGCAAAUAUGAACAAAUAAAGGAACAAAUGAGAAUUGUC